Malassezia japonica is the source of this 1269-nucleotide messenger RNA. RefSeq lists its product as uncharacterized. The record is from RefSeq and is a predicted model, not a curated record. Bases 1 to 1269 code for a protein of 422 amino acids. Lineage: Eukaryota; Fungi; Basidiomycota; Malasseziomycetes; Malasseziales; Malasseziaceae. The transcript is spliced from 7 exons.
AUGUCUGCUUUGCCGUAUGAACGCGAUGCGGAAAUGGUCAUCAAGCACUUCCUCAAGGAAGUCGCCGACAUGCAAAAGACACGCCGCCUCGAUGACCAUUCCUUCUCUAUCAUCGACCGCGUUCGCAUCCCGAAUGCGAACCAGAUCACGUCGCUAGUCACGUCGCUCAACAUCACGCUGGGUCGUAGGAUGUACUGCCACCUAAUCAAGAGCUUUGUCAGGCGCAAGGGUCCGGGGGCGCUGGGCAAGAAGGAACAUUUUCACCUGCAGCUCCAAGAGGUUAUCAUUUACAACGCCGAGUUCACGCUCAGCGGGAUGGAAAAGAGGUUCCAAGGCCACACAGAAAGCCUAGACGACUGGACGACGUCGGUGGAUUACAUGCGCAAGUUUGAAAUCGUCGGCGUUUUCUACCGCGUCAAGGGCUACAACCACCUGGACGACAGUAACGUGGCCAGGGUGCGAACCCUCAGCGAAUCCGAAAAGAAGAUGCUCGAGCUCCACUUUGAUGCUGUCAUGGCACAGAGCGGCUACCAGCAGUUUCUCGACGCGCUGAACAGUGCUAGGGCUACCAAGCACAUCCCGAUGCGCGAUUUGGCCCGAGAACUGUGCAUGAGCCCAGCGCGUAUGCAAAAAGUGUUUCAGGGAUUCGAGGACCCCACGGACGACGACAUUUUCGAUCUCGCCGAGUACUUCAAGCUGUACGAGAAUCCGGGCGUGGUCGACAACAUCGUCUUUCACGCAUUCAACUCGACCGCUGCAUCAUUCAAGCACUAUUGCCACCCCGUCAUGGGCCAGUUUCGCCAGGUCAUGAAGCGGGACCUCGACAAGAUCUGGGAGGCGUUUCAGCAGAUUUCCUCGCACACGUUUGUCAUGCGGCUGCCGGGGUGGAACACGCCGGGCGUAAAGGUGAUGGCCGCCGCACCGUCUCUCAAGUGCCCUACGGACUUGGGAUUCCGCCAGAUUGACAACUACACCGGCCCCGUGAUCAAGCGGCACCGUACUGAAGAGGAAAAGGGCAAGGACGUCAAGAAGGAGGAGCCAAAUGCUACCAAUGCGCUUCCUGUGACUAAUCCUGAGUCUAUGGAGGUAGAGGAAGUGCCCAGCAAUCUCAAGGCCGAGACUAGUGAAGUCAAGGUGCCCUAUGAUGUCAAGGAGGAGCCUAGCCAGGUCAACGCGCCGUCUCACGAUAUCAAGGAAGAAGACGACAUCAAAGAGGUCAUCAAGAACGAGAAGGGAGAAUCGGUUGAGGUUAUCUAUAUUUCGGAUUAG